GGUCUAGCCACGGACGGCAUAACAACGUUGAAAGGGUCGUCGGAACCGUUCGCCGGUGCAACCAGUGCAGGUAUCACGACUGCCGUCAUACCGACCGAUACCGCGCAAACUCAUCGCAGGAGGCGUUUGGUGAUCGGUUACCACGACCGCGGCUCACAGCAACAGGAGCAACACGUGAUCGCCACCUCCGGCACCGCCGCCACCGGUUGCGACUUGUGCGACAUCAGCGAUCACCGGCACAUCCACCACACCGGCGUGUCCGUCGCGGCGACCACCGCCGUCGUCGAAAACUUUACGGUUCAGCUGACUCCGCAGUCGCUAUCCGCGCCGCCGCCGCUGCCACUUCCGCAGUCGCAGUGCUCUUGCUACGCGUUUCCGGCGGACCAGCACCAGCCGAUACGCCCGUCGAUCGGACCCGCACGGUUUCGCGGCAACUGCAGACUGGCCGUCAGGACGUUGCCGUACCCGCAGCCGCAACAGCUUCCGCUUCCGGCCGCCGGCGUCACGCGUAACCACCACAUCCACCACCAAUCCCAACUGGCGGACGGCCUCUGUCACUGCCGCGUCGCCACUGCAUUGGCCGCCAAUCAGCACCAGCACCAGCUGUCGCACCAACAGAUGCUAUUCGUCCCGUUUUCCAUGCCCGCCAACUACGGCAAUCACAUCGCGUGCCCGGCACAGCCGUCUGCCCCGGCCGGCGGCGGGUCGGCAGCCGCAGCAGCCGCAGCGGCCGCCGCGGCUGCGGCUGUGGCCACGCUGUCCAACGGCGGUAACCCGAACGCGGUCAGCCCGUCAGCCGCAGCCACGGCCAUCGUCAACGGCAACGCAGCAGCCGGACUUAAGGAAAUGAAACUAAACUGGGUAUCGUCACCGGGACCUCAGCUGAAAGCCGACACAAGUAAACACCAUCACAUUUUUGUUGGUGACCUGAGUCCUGAAAUCGAGACGCAAACACUGCGAGAAGCUUUCGCGCCUUUUGGUGAAAUAUCGGAUUGCCGAGUAGUACGAGAUCCACAAACGUUAAAAUCAAAAGGCUACGGCUUCGUGUCGUUUCUGAAAAAAGCUGAAGCCGAGAGUGCGAUCGCUGCGAUGAACGGUCAAUGGCUAGGCAGCAGGAGCAUAAGGACAAAUUGGGCGACCAGAAAACCACCGACGUUAAAAACCGACUCUAACACAAAGCCGCUGACGUUUGACGAAGUUUACAAUCAGUCGAGCCCGACCAACUGCACCGUGUACUGUGGUGGACUGACCAGCGGACUCACAGACGAACUGGUGCAGAAGACGUUCGCUCCAUUCGGUAACAUCCAAGAGAUACGGGUGUUCAAAGACAAGGGUUACGCAUUCGUCCGAUUCGCCACCAAGGAAUCGGCCACGCACGCUAUAGUGGCCGUCCACAAUUCGGACAUCAACGGGCAGCCGGUCAAGUGUUCGUGGGGAAAAGAGUCCGGUGAGCCGAUCGUGUCGCAAAACGCGUCUCAAGUGUGCUCGUCGCAGGCGGCGCUUAGCAGCACACAGUUCCCGUACACUGCCGCGGCGUACGGCCAGCAACUCGGUUACUGGUAUCCACAGAGCUAUCCGGCCACACAGCUACAGGGACAGUUCCUGCAGGGCGUCCAAGGUUACACUUAUGGACAAUUCGGCUAUCAACAAGGAUACCUUGGCCGGAUGGGAAUGCAAGCACUGCCGACGGGAGCGACAACCGCGUGGACUCAACCAGGUGCCCUACAACCGGGCCAGCAGAUCGCAUCCGCCGUAGCGGCUCAACAGUCGGCGCCGGCACCAGCCCCGCCGCCUGCCGCUGCUGCCAUGAUACCGGCCUAUCCGACGCUCCACCAGUUUCAGGUAAAACAACACCCCGCACCUGUGCAGGCGUCCGCGUGGCCCAUGUAUGAUCACCUCCACCACCACCAUCACCACCUCCACCACCAACACCAUGGUGGUUACGAGGCCAACGAGCUGUCCAUACUGAAAAUGGCCACCUCGUGAUCAGGCUCCACAGCCGCAGCCUCCACCGCCGCCGCCGCCAUCGCCCGCAACAUCCACAGCCUCCACAGCCAACCGAUUCGACAGCGCUUAUCGUCCCACGACAUUGUAUUACGUAUCCUAAACCUCUAACGAAUAGCGUCCCAUUUUUCAGCUCGUGCAUAUUUUUUGUAUCGAUUAUUUUCGAAAAUCCAAUACGUCAAUAUCGAUACGACGACGCGCAAAUUUUUAUCUCCCCCCCCCCUCUUCCUCAUGACGCGAUGAUAAACCACUCGUAAGAUCCUCACCACCCGCACACCUAUCACGCGCUUUCGUUAUUAUUAUAAUUAGUUUUUUUUUUUUUAAAUUAUUAUUAUCAUUAUUAUUAUUAUUAUUAUUAUUAUUAUUAUUAUUAUUAUUUACGCUAUUAAUAUAAAUACGAUACCGGUGGAUUGCAAACUCAAUGUACGCAUCCGGUAUUCAAUAAGAUUAUUAUUUGUAUUAUUAAUUAUAAUUAUUGUCUAUUAUAGUUUUUUUUUCGAAUCUGACGAAUUCGACAUGCACAUAGUUUUGAUUAAACGUAUAUAGUUAAUUUUGUAGACGAGAAUGCUCUUGACGUUAUUAUUAUUUACAAUUUUAGUAGAAUUUUUUUUUUUUUUAUAAUUUUGUAUAUUUUAAUUGUUUUUAUACUGCUACGAGGCGAACAUUCGGCAAACCCCGCGUAUCCCGUUCGGACAAACUGUCAUGUGAACGCAUUUGAGUGUGUUUAGGUUUGCACAGGAAAUAGAUUCAUCUCACCCCCCACUCCGCCCACUACACCAAAAAAUAAAUCGCACCACCGUUGUGUUUAUUGUGCUUGUGAAAUAUUUUGUCGACGAACUUAACUUCGAUUUUCCUCUCUUACAUAAUACUUACCUGUUAUAAUAUUAUGUUUCCGACGACGGCGAUUGCAAUAGUAUCGUGUUUUCAUUGCUAUUUCUUACUUAUAUUAAGCAGUGAAAAAUUAUCACUUUACGGUGUUAAUCUACGUGCCAUUCGAAAAAUGAAAUAUUCAUCACUCGGAUCGUGAUAUCGAUAAUUUUUAUUUAUUAUUUUUUUUUUAUUUUUAAAUUCUGAAAACACGCAAAUGCGUCAAACAUCCGUCGACGAUGCAUUGCAGUCGUUCGGUCGCCGUUUUUUUGAAUAUAUAAUUCAAUAUAUUGCUUCUCCCGACAAAUACGUCCAAAAGUCACGUGUUUUGUACAAGUUCCUCGCACAAAAAAACCACAUACACAGUCCUCACACGGAAAAUAAAAAUAACUAACACACAUAUUGAUUAUUUACACGUAAGAUGUAAUACUAUAUAAGGGCACUGAUAUGGUUUGCAGAUAGCCGACGAAGAGUGGCUUACGCCGAGCCUGCUGGUCUGAGGACGACUGAAUUCUGGAGCCCAAAAACGCGAUACGAUAAUUCUUCCAAACUCCGCCUUCUGCUACACACAUAGUCAAGCCAAUCAAAUUUACAAAACCCCGAAAACCCUGCCGGUGUACCGAACGAAUUGUAAAUAAAUCAUUUGAGGCGCCAAAAAAAAAAUAAUAAUAAUCAAUAUUAUAUAUAUAUAUUAUAUUAUACGAGCCGGUAUAUUAAUGUAUUAUUAUUCGUUUGUACGGUGUCGAACCCCCGAUGGGUCGCAUUCGGUCAUAAAAACAAUAGAUCGCUAACCAAAUAAAAAAACGUAACAUAUCAUCGACACGAGUGAUGAAGAAUUGUGAUAAAAAAAAAAUAAUAAAAUCGAUAAUUAAACCAUAAAAACGAAAAAAAAAAAUUAUUUAGUCAUAAAAUAUUUAGUAGACAAGUUAACGAUGGAUGAUAUACAUAAUUGUGCUUAUAUGCUCAAAAAAACAAAAAUAAUAAUUAAAAGUAACUAAUAAUGAUUUAAUUAUAAUAUGUUAUAAUAUACAAUACUGAUAACGACAUUAUUGAAAAGUGUAGGACAUCGAUUGCCAAACGAUUUUUUUUAUACAUUGGAAAAAAAUAUGAUAUAUUUUUAUUCAACACAUUUCUGUUGAUGUUUUUAUUUAUUAUUAUUUUUCUUUUCACUUCACCUGUUUGAAUAAUAUUAAUGAAGCAUUUUGUAUGAUAUAUGGCUCCAGAGAACAAAAGUGUUGAUAUAUAUGUAUAUAAUCGAAUGUUAUAUAUAUUUAUAUAUAUAUUGUACACUAACACACGCGCGCCAGAAACACACGAACGCCACACGUGUGCAUGUGCGUGUGUAUGUAAAUAGUAUGUUAUCGAUAGCGAUCAAUUCGCUCAUUUUGUAAUAACGAAUCUAGGCAUAACGCGUACUACCUACAUAGUUAUUACUACUAUUAUUUUUUUUGCAAUGUAAUAAUUUCGCUACAUUUUGCUGUUUUAUCUGACUUUUGUAAAUAUUUAUAUGGAAAGAAAAUAAUACUUUUAUAGCGAGCUGUUUUCAUUUUUAUAGAAUGUUAUAGGUAAUACGAUUACAUUAUAUUUUGUUGUGUUAUGUUUGUCAGUUUUUGGUUUAACUAUAUGAUAAUAUCAUUAUUGAAACGUGUCCCUUUGAAUAAUAAUAAUAAUAAAAACAAAUAAUAUUAAAAUAACAAUACCAAUUACACGAAAAUAAUCACGUCCACUAGCUCUAUAUUAUGAUGUAACGUAUAUGAUAAAAACAAUUUUUUUUUUUUAUCCAAAGUAAAGAUCUUUGCUUCGAGUGCUCCCCACCGAAAUUAUUUCCUGUGCUCAAUACACUCACAUCACACACCACCAUUUGUCUGCCAGUUUAAAUCACCAACUUUUUUGUUUGUUUCUUUAUAUAUAUUUAUAUAUAUAUAUAUAUAUAAUAAUGUCCCGGAAAAUAAUCGUAUUGGUGGUUUUUUUUACGACUCCCUAGUAUAAAGUGUAAUAUUAUUUUACUAUUAUAUAAGAAUAAACUAUGUAAAUUAAAGUGUGCUAUAUUGUAGUAAAUGUAUUUUUUUUUUUUUUUUAAGAAACACAACUAAUUAAUUAGAUGGGAAGCGUGCGUAGGCCGAAUCGUAGCAAUCGAGUAGUUUUAUAAAAUAAAAAUAACUAUAUAUUAUAUUAUAGUAUAUAUUAUAUAUAUAUAUCAAAUUAUUAAUAACGAAAAGAGCGAAAGGAAAAAUAACUUUCGAAUAAAACGAAAAGCGUGUACAUAUAAAUAAAACAAUUAUACUAUAUAAAUAUUGAUGAAUAAUAUAAUCGCCUAGUAUAAACCAAAGUGUAACGUGUAAGCAUAGUGUGUAAGUUACACUGGUCGUGUACCAGACGAGCUAAGUCAUAAUUAUUAUUAUUGAAGAAUAAAAAAAAAUUAUGUACAUUGUAAUAUUUAGGUUAAAUUUGCACCAUAUGAUAUAAUUAUUACGACGUUAAUACAUAAUGAUGAUUAUAGAGUUAUUAAAAAAAAAUUUAAAAAUACGAAAAAAACGAAAAAAAAAAUUAUAAACAAAAAUCAUUAGUUGUUAGUGUUUUUUUAGGAUUAAUAUUAAAAUAUAUUAUUGUAAUACAUUAUAAUACAUGUUGUGCAAGUAAUUUUUAAGUACCAUAAAUAUAACAAGUAAAAGAAUGUUAUAACUGUUAUUUAACUAGUAUAACUAUAUUGAUGACCAUAAUAUAUAACGAUAUGUAUGUUAAGACGAAUGAGCCACUGUUUUGGAGAGUUUCCUGCCAAAAAGCACGCCAUACCUAUAACAAUGUAAUAUAAUAUUAUACAUUACACAAUAAUAUUUGAAAAUAAAAUGAACCGUACAUCCGAAA
Messenger RNA from Rhopalosiphum padi (bird cherry-oat aphid), 5736 nucleotides. RefSeq names its product nucleolysin TIAR-like. NCBI's taxonomy places the organism in Eukaryota, Metazoa, Arthropoda, Insecta, Hemiptera, Aphididae. The record is from RefSeq and is a predicted model, not a curated record. Gene Ontology annotation, molecular function: mRNA binding.